GCUGCGCCCACUGCAAUACAUAAGCUACCCUCUCCCAACCACAUACACACACUACACAGAUAAGUGCAAGGCCUAAUUCUGCCUCUUACCUUUGAUUCUUGGGAUUGAUUUCUCUGGAAUUGUGUUUGUCAUUGCUUAAUACCAUAUCCUCUUUUUUUCUCCGUUUCAAAACCCCGAGUUUGACGGAUUUUACGAAUUUUAGGUAAUUCUUCCUUUUUCUCACUAAGUUCUUUUUCCCCUUUAAUUUAUACACAAUGUCUGCUACUGACGCCCCCGUUUCCGAUGCUCCCGCUGCCUCUGUCGAGCCCACAACCACGACGACCACUGAGACUGUGACCGCCUCUGCUCCUUCCCCUGCCCCUGCUCCUGUUGCUGAGGCUGCCGCUCCCGUUGAGGCUGCCGCUCCUGCUGCUGAGGCUGCCAAGGUUGCUGAAGUCCCCGUUAUCACUCAAGAAGUCGUUGCCGACGUUCCUGUCGCUGGAGCUGCUGGUGUCACUGAGACCGUUACCCUGAAGCGCGAGUCGGUCGUCUUGGACGACGUCAAGGCUGUUGUUGCUGACGCAAAGGCUGCUGCUAGUGACGCUGCCGCCGCUGUUGCUACUGAGGCUAAGACUGAGGCUGCCCCUAAGGAGAAGAAGGUUGAGGCUGUUGUUGCCGAGGCCGCUCCUGCUGCUGCUGCUGCUCCCGCUAAGACUGAGGCUGCUGCUCCUGUUGAAGCUACUCCUGCUCCCGCUGAGGCUGCCCCUGCCACCGAAGCUACCCCUGUCACUGAAGCUGCUCCCGCCGAGGCCGCUCCUGCCCCUGCUGCUGCCGCUACUACAACUGAGUCUGCCGCUCCCGCUGAGGCUGCUACUGAAGCUGCUACUGAAGCUGCUCCUGCCGCUGAAGGUGAGGCCGCUGCUGAGGGUGAGGCUGCUCCUGCUGCCGCUGCUACUACUGAGGAGGGUGCCGCCGCUACUGAUGCCGAGGCCACUCCUCGUAAGCACAAGAAGGGUAUCUUCAAGCGGAUCAAGGCUUUCUUUGCCAAGAUCUUUGACUAAGCAUACACGCAUAUGAGAAUUUCCCGUUACAUGGCUUAUUAUGAAUGGUUCCUGCGGUUUUUACAGGCUCCCGUCUUAGAUUCUUUACUCUUGUGAAUCUCUCAUGCUGAUUAUUUCCCCACACUCGAGUUUCUGUAAGUUUAUUAAACAAUGGCGCGAGUUCUUCUGGUCUUUUUUUUAUCCUCGGUUUCCUGCAUAUGAGGAUAGUAUGGAAACGUUUUCGAAUAAUAUGAAGAGCUUGCUCGUCUUCUCCUCCAGUAUCUCCUCUUUCUCGACUUAUGUGCUCCUUGGUCAUGUGUUGGUAGCGCCUUUAAUUCAAUUAUUCUGGCAUACUCGAGAACGUCUACAUUGAACAUCCUAGCUAAAUUAGUGAUUGUCGUAUAUGAAGCGGUUUUGCCUUUGUUGGCUCUAGGAUUGAGUAAUACAAAUCUAUUUUUGCUUUUUUUAAAUAGAUAGGUGAAGAGCAGUUGUUCUUCGUUAAUUGUAAAUAGAAAUUGAUUGAUAAUUCUGAUGAAGUUGAAUUUGAAUUUGCGUUGUAG
Molecule: messenger RNA, 1579 nt
Organism: Schizosaccharomyces japonicus yFS275
Lineage: Eukaryota; Fungi; Ascomycota; Schizosaccharomycetes; Schizosaccharomycetales; Schizosaccharomycetaceae
Exons: 2
Coding region: 255-1040 (261 amino acids)
Source: RefSeq, a predicted model, not a curated record